AGCUCGGCUUGGUUUAUUUUACAUACAAAAUAACAGAUAUGGAAGCAUAUCCAAACGCGGCCUCCAUGCUGAGAAGCAGAACCAUAAUACCUCCACCAUUGCUCGCCCUCACUGCAAGGCUUCCGUCACCCUCACCAUUAUUGCCGCCCUCCUUUACCCUCUCCGAACCCACACUAUCGUGUUCUGCAACCCCGAAACCCUCGCUCCGCAGUUUUUCUCUCUUCUCCAAUUCUCACGCUCUUCAAACCAUGACGCUCUCCAAGUGCUUCUCUCACAUUGGGCCCACCGUCCCAAUUCCGGACCCACCCAGAUCAGAACCCGAACCCGAUUCCCCUCUCGUGGUGGUAUCCUUCUACAAAUUCGCGGAUUUUCCUGAUCAUGCUCUCAUGCGAAACCCCUUGAAGCAACUCUGUCAACGCCUGCGUGUUUCAGGUGGAAUUAUUCUUGCGCCUGAAGGGAUCAAUGGCAGCAUCUGUGGGACUCGGGAGUCAGUUGAGGCUGUUCUGGCUUUUGUCGAAGGUGAUGAUCGACUGAAGGGGCUAAGGCGAGUGGAAUCACCUGUUGGUCCUGAGGAGGAGGCCAUCCAUCAUGGUCAUAGUGCUGCUUCUCCGCUUGCUGCUGGGGAAGAUGCACCCUUCCGAUGGGAUCAUGUGAGGGUCAAGUUGAAGAAAGAGAUUGUUACUCUUGGGAUGCCUACUGUGUCACCUAUUGAAAGGGUUGGAAAGUAUGUUGGCCCAGAAGAUUGGAAUGCUUUGAUCAAUGAUCCAGAUACAGUGGUUAUUGAUGUGCGGAAUAACUAUGAAACCAGAAUAGGAAAGUUUAAAGGAGCAGUUGAUCCAUGUACUACAUCAUUUCGUGAAUUCCCGUCUUGGGUAGAAGAGCAUUUCCAGCUUAGCAAAACAGACGAUGGUGAGAAUCCAAAAGUUGAGGCAAACAAUUCAGUCCAAUCUGCUGAUAAAGAAAUGGAGAAUCAAAAACAACAUAUGCCACGCGUUGCAAUGUAUUGCACUGGAGGUAUUCGUUGUGAGAAAGCUACAAGUCUACUUCUCAGCAAAGGUUUCAGAGAGGUUUAUCACCUGGAAGGUGGAAUUCUAAAAUAUCUUGAAGAUGUUCCAGAAACAGAAAGCCUCUGGGAAGGGGAGUGCUUUGUUUUCGACAAACGAGUCUCUGUGGAGCAUGGCUUGGUGCCAGGAAAUUUCAAACUCUGCUAUGGCUGUAAACAGCCUGUGAGUGAUGCUGACAUGGAGGCCCCAGAAUUUGAAUAUGGAGUUUCCUGUCCUCACUGUUUUGCACUGAAAUCUGAUGAAGAGAAGGAGAGAGCUCGAGCUCGACAAAGACAAUUUGAGAGAUGGGGAAUCAUAGGUGGUCCAGACAAGGGUCGCCGCCCAACUACUCAAGAACCGGAAAGUGUUAGCAGGAAUCCAAACCAGCUUUCACGUUCUAUUUAACUACUCAGUCGGACCAGGAAAUAUGAGAUGGCUUCUUUCCCAUCCAUUUUGAACGAUUGUGUCCUACUCUUCUGCCCCUUGAAUUUAUUUGGAGUGCAUGAAACUAUAGAUGUAUCAACUUUUAAAUAUGAUUUCUUUCUAUUUGGUGUCUGUCUUGUCUCUAGAGAAAGGACACCCCUUUUUUGACAUUCAAUGUGUGUGUAUUGUUGUAACACUAUAGCAAGGCUGGAAAAUUUUGUUCUUUACAAUCUUUA
Molecule: messenger RNA, 1702 nt
Organism: Vigna radiata var. radiata (mung bean)
Lineage: Eukaryota; Viridiplantae; Streptophyta; Magnoliopsida; Fabales; Fabaceae
Product: rhodanese-like domain-containing protein 7
Exons: 5
Coding region: 39-1448 (469 amino acids)
Source: RefSeq, a predicted model, not a curated record